Molecule: messenger RNA, 1318 nt
Organism: Trichoderma atroviride IMI 206040
Lineage: Eukaryota; Fungi; Ascomycota; Sordariomycetes; Hypocreales; Hypocreaceae
Biological process (GO): fatty acid biosynthetic process
Cellular component (GO): mitochondrion
Molecular function (GO): acyl carrier activity; acyl binding
Source: RefSeq, a predicted model, not a curated record
AUGGACAACUGGAUUGUACAUACGUUAGGCGCUACACCAAAAAAAAGAGCCUUUGAUUCAUAUUGAUGUGGAUAUAUGUUUUUAAGCGUUGACGUAGUUGGUUGGAUUCAUCCUGGCAGUAUUGGGAUGUGCUGAAUGUUGGCAAUGGUGACUGUUGUACGGGGAGUACUUUGCGUAACUUCAAGUUCCUCAUUCAUUCACAGAGGUCAAUUAGCCCCGCGGCAGCUUCACAUUGACAUGCAGUAGCACCAGCCCAAGUAAUUCCUGCAUAAAGGACAACACGAUGGCUGCAAUACGGCCAGAAAUCCAUGUCAGAACAAGUCCAUGCAAAAGAAGCUGCAUCCAUCUCAUCCAAUCCCAUCCUCUCCAUUCCCGCUGAUUCAGCCCCUCCCUCAAAUCUCAAAGCAGCCUCACGUGACCCCCUCCGCACUCCAGCUUCUGCGUUCCCACCUUGGCAUCUUGUACCUUUGUACCCCAGCUCCGGCAAACCUCCAAUAGACCGAGUAAUAGCCAGAGAGCGAGCGAGAAAUUUAUCAUCGCCGAGCAAAAACGAACCCGUCACCAAAAAAAAACCCCCACCAACCAACCUUUUAACCCGCAACCACUUCUCCUCCCGCAGCAGUCAAACUUGUCAAUUGACUUUUUUGACUCUUUUCUUUUCUUGUCUCCUCUUCUUCCUUGUCUCCCUCCUUCAGAGCUCAGUCGCCCAACAUGUUCCGCACUGCCAUCCUCCGCACAUCCGCCUCGGCCGUCCGCGCCGCUGUUGCCCGACCCGCCGCCAUCCGAACAACGGCCCUGAUGGCUGCUCCUCGCGCCGUCGCUGCUCCCGUCCGCGUCCAGAGCCUCAUGGGCGUGAGGAUGUACAGCGCUGGCGGAAGCCUGAACAAGGAGGAGGUCGAGGGCCGCAUCCUGAGCCUGCUGCAGGGAUUCGACAAGGUCAACGAUACCGCCAACAUCAAGCCCACCGCCCACUUCGCCAACGACCUCGGCCUGGACAGUCUCGACACCGUUGAGGUCGUCAUGGCCAUCGAGGAGGAGUUCAGCAUCGAGAUCCCCGACAAGGACGCCGACACCAUCCACUCAGUUGACAAGGCCGUCGAGUACAUCAUCAACCAGCCCGAUGCUCACUAAAUCGCUUGUCCGACCCGAAUGAUUCUGGAAACAUUGGCCCCCUCUUUUUUAUCUCUCAACUCUCGCGCCUCUCUCGUUAUGCGACUUUAAAAAAGAUUUCCCUCCUGAGAUAUACCCGGAUAUGUAGAGGUUAUGAUAUUGGGUGGGCUACCGAGAAAAAAUAAUGAAUUGUUUGGAGGCUAUUUUC